AUGUUGAAACUGCUCGGAAGCUUAAGCAUGCAAAAUGAAAAUAAGCUUAAAGAAAUGCUUGUAGAAUACUUGAAAACUUUAUUGAUCUUGAAUAUCUGUGAAGCAUUCAGACAUUCAACUUCUCAAAGAGAUCAUCCUAAAGGCAUGUCGCAACAAUUCGUUGCUUUAAUUUCUCAAAUGAAUAUUUUUGGUAUAAUAAACUUUAUUGAUUAUUAA
This is a messenger RNA of Clunio marinus, 216 nucleotides long. NCBI's taxonomy places the organism in Eukaryota, Metazoa, Arthropoda, Insecta, Diptera, Chironomidae. The record is from the annotation of a GenBank genome assembly.